AUGGCCCGCUCUGGUUGCCCGCCUCUCCUUCUAAUGGGAACCUUCUUGGCAGUUUUUCAGCCAACCCUGACCCAGCCGGAUGCCUUCCUGGUCUUCCCAGGCCAAGAAGCUCAACUCAGCUGCACAAUCAAUUCUCAGCAAGCCACCGUUGGAGACAUUGGGGUAUCGUGGUAUCGGCAGCAGCCAGGAGGUGCUCCUCAUCUUCUCUACUAUUACUCAGAAGAGGAGCACUAUCGACCCGCCGACAUCCCAGACAGAUUCUCGGCUACUGGGGAUGCGGCCCACAAUGCCUGUGUGCUCACGAUCAACCCUGUGCUGCCGGAGGAUGACGCCGACUACUUCUGUUCCAUCGCCUACGUCUUUGAACCCUAG
Arvicanthis niloticus (Nile rat) is the source of this 372-nucleotide messenger RNA. The record is from RefSeq and is a predicted model, not a curated record. Lineage: Eukaryota; Metazoa; Chordata; Mammalia; Rodentia; Muridae.